Messenger RNA from Plenodomus lingam JN3, 1791 nucleotides. RefSeq lists its product as uncharacterized. The record is from RefSeq and is a predicted model, not a curated record. Gene Ontology annotation, molecular function: carbohydrate:proton symporter activity. Gene Ontology annotation, biological process: carbohydrate transport; transmembrane transport. NCBI's taxonomy places the organism in Eukaryota, Fungi, Ascomycota, Dothideomycetes, Pleosporales, Leptosphaeriaceae. Gene Ontology annotation, cellular component: plasma membrane.
AUGAAGAAUCCGUUGAAGGAGUGGCGAAGACGCUCUUCGGUGGAGAAUACGUCGAGAUGGGUUGGGAACCAUGAAGGUUAUGAUAAUACACCUCUUCCUACAUUGACGUGGAAGGGGUUUUGGAUGGGAAUCUUGGUGUCGAUGGGUGGAUUCGUCUUCGGUUAUGACACAGGUCAAAUCUCUGGAUUCCUCGGGAUGAGCGAUUUCCUGCGGCGCUUUGGACAACGUCACAGUGAUGGUAGGCUGUACUUUUCCAAUGUCCGUUCUGGAUUGAUAGUUGCGCUGCUGUCUAUUGGUACACUAUUUGGUGCCCUCAUCGCUGCCCCCAUUGCAGACAGGAUUGGCCGGAAGAUGAGUAUUAUCUUCUGGUGCGGUAUCUUCUCAGUUGGUAUCAUCGUACAGCUAGCUGCAACCGACGCGUGGUAUCAGAUCAUGAUGGGCCGUUUCGUGGCAGGUCUAGGUGUUGGAGCGUUGAGUUUGCUCGUCCCUAUGUAUCAGGCCGAAACAGCACCCCGCCACAUCCGUGGUGCUCUCAUAGCAACGUAUCAGCUCAUGAUUACCUUCGGUAUUUUCCUUGCCGCUGUCUUCAACUACGCAUCGGAGCGUCACCAAUCGGGCAACAAAGCCUCUUGGCAGAUAACUCUUGGUCUCUCGUUUGUGCCUGGCGUAAUUCUUGCGGUGGGUAUCCUAUGGUUCUCCGAGACACCGCGGUACAAUUUCCGUCACGGAAAGAUAAAGGAAGCGACAGAGACAAUGAUGCAGGUAUAUGGCGUGCCAGAGAACAAUUACAGUAUCCAGUUGGAGCUAGAGGAGAUGCGGGUGAAGCAGGAGGCGGAGAGCAACUUGACGAACAACCCGAUUCAGGAGUGGUUGGGCAUGUGGAAGGCGCCCAAGAUGGCCUAUCGACUCGUGCUUGGUAUGGCACUGCAGAUGAUGCAGCAGUUGACUGGAGCCAAUUACUUCUUCUAUUACGGGACUGUGAUUUUCUCGGGAACAGGUAUCAAGAAUUCCUUUGUCACGCAGAUGAUUUUGAAUGGUAUCAACUUUGGCGUGACUUUCUACGGUCUCUACAUUGUCGAACACUACGGUCGCCGCAAGUCCCUGAUUGCAGGAUCCAUAUGGAUGUUCAUUUGCUUCUUGAUUUUUGCAUCAGUUGGCUCAUUUUCGCUUGACCGAGAAAAUCCUGAGAACACGAAAAGCGCAGCCAUAGCUAUGAUCUGCUUUGCUUGCUUCUUCAUCUUUGGGUUUGCAACAACCUGGGGACCAAUCAUCUGGGCUAUCUGCGGAGAACUCUACCCAUCGCGCUACCGCGCCAAGGCAAUGGCCCUAUCCACGGCCAGCAACUGGCUCUGGAACUUCCUCCUCGCCUUCUUUACUCCCUUCAUCACCAGCGCAAUCAAUUUCCGCUACGGCUACGUCUUCGCAGGAACAAACGUUCUCGGCGGCCUCCUCGUCUACUUCUUUGUUAUUGAAGGCCAGGGCCGUACCAUCGAGGAAGUUGACACCAUGUACCUCAUGGGCGUUAAACCAUGGGAAAGCGCAAAGUGGGUUGUACCCAGCCUAGAGGAGAUGAGUGCAGACCUGAGGAAAAGGCUUGAGGAAGCGAAUCCCGAGUUAGCAGUCAAGCAGGAGUUGGCAGCAAAUAGAGGGGAGAGAACUAAUGAAAAUGGGGAGGGGGUCAGGGCGGAGGAGGCAGGCGGUGAUGGGGAGAAAAUUAGCGAGGCAAGUGGGGAAGAAAGUGAGGGGAGUGGGCUUGAGAGGAUGAGGGAGAAGAAGGAUGUUGAGGCGUAG